UGAGCUCACCAUCAUAGCAACGGAAAUCAUGGGCACGAUUGAUCGUUAAUUGCAACGGAAGUCAUCACUACAGGCAACCAAGAAGGCUGUUUAUCACCGACGCCUAUUUGUUCUUGUCAUUGUUAGAACGGGGAAUAUUUUUUUCACGAAUAAUUAUGGAUUCCGACAUAAAUCCUACUUCCAUUAGCGUUCAGGCUGAUGAAUUCAACAGCUCAAUCGUGGACCAGUCCGGUGUUCUGGAGAAAGACCACCCAUUGUUGGAGAAAUUUCAAGCAGCCUUAAAGGCUCACUUGCUCCGCGUCAAAGAUCAACUUGAAGGGGAGAUCGCCGAGUUGGAUCAUAGACUGGAGCAAAAUGAGAAGGAAUCCGAAGAGGUUGGAGCACGGCUGUACGAUCUUCAGGAAGAGAUCGAAGGCCAGAAGGAGCUUUUGGAUAUCUACAACAAGGAAAUUAUGGAAGUAUCGGCUAGAAGACAAGCUGCCGAACAAGCGGCAUCGCAGUACAAGAAAGAGUACGACGACGAGAAUCGCAAAUACAAAGAGUUCAAAAAGAUCUACAAUGAACAUCUGCAGGAGUUGGAUAAUUUAACAGUGUUGGAGGCGGAAUUUUCCAAAUGGGAUAAAGAAAUAAAAGAUGAGAUAGCGGUUGCAAAAAGAGUUGCUAGCAAGGAUGUCAAGGAUCAACAUGCUGCAACCGAAGAAAAGCGCAAGAAAGACUUGUUGGUGUUCAAUCUGGAUAUUGAAGUGCGUCGCAAGGAACGAGAAUUGGAAGGUAUUGAAGACCAAAUUCAAGAGCAGGAGAAUGCUACAGAGCAGAUCAAUCGUAGCUUGGCUGAUGCCAAUUCUGAUCUGGAAGGGUUGCAACACGAGCACAAACGGCUGUUUCAGGCUUGGGGAGAAGUCAUCGUGGCUAUUCAGCAAAGAGAUAGAGUGUUGUGUAAAACGAAAGACGAUUUGGAGAAUGUUUACGAGGAACAUAAGGUCAUCAAGUCCAAGACCGAUAUUACCAAGAAGACUGUAGCCAAAGAGAUGGAACAAAAUGAAAAAUUAUCAGGAUUUAAGAGCAGAAUUCAGGGUGACAUUAAUGUGCUGGAUAAGCAAGUGAACAAAGAACAAGAAGAAGAGGAUAAACUUUCACGUGAGCUGGAGCACUAUGCUUUAAUUUUGGAGCAGACUGAAGCAGAUAUGCUGAAAGCGCAACAGGAAGGUCUGCUGAUUGAGAACCAUUUGAAAUCGUUACGUCAAACAUUGAACAAGCAGAAUCAGAAAAAGUUCGAAUUGGAAGAACAGAUCUUGGAGUUGUUGCAGGAUCAGAUUACGACCGAUAAAGCUGGAGAAGCUCAAGGGAAGACACUUAGAGAAACGCAGGAGAAGCGACGCGAGCUGGAAAUUUCCAUGUCCGAUACGGAGAAUCAGCUGUCGAUUGUUCUGCUGGAUUUGGAAAAGUGGCGCGGAGUAGUUGAGCGAUCCAAGGGCGAAGUUCAAAAGAUGAAGACUGAUCACGAUUCAAUGGACGCCGAUGCUAGAAAGUACGAUGACGAGAUCAAAACGAUCAAGGAGAUUAUAUCGGCAAAGCUACGCAAGCUGGACGGAUUGAACCGCCAGUUGGAGCAAUUGAUCACCCAGGCUGGUGGCCAAGAGCUCAACCCAGAUGAUCUGAAGCUGCUCGAUGUGCAGCACGAUAUUAUGGAAUUGGAUGCGAAAAUAAAGGAGGCCCAGGACACCUGGUUGAAGUUGCAAAAUAGUGUGGUUAAUCUCUCCGAAAAGCGUGUUCUGCAGUUGAAUGAGAUAAACUAUUCAAGAAAAAAGUUGCUGUUGGUCGAGCAGAAAGCAAUCAAGAUCGAGUCACGUUUGGAGGAAGUUGUCAAUGAAAACCGUGAGAUCGUACGCUCGUUGUCUGCUCUCAAUUCCCGCCUGGAUGCUGUUAGUUUGGAAUUGUUCAAAACCAAAAAAGUACACGAAAAGGAAGAAAUGGAAUGUGAAAUGUCCCAUCAGCAAACCACGGAACGUUUGAAAGAUGCUGAGAUGUCCAUCCUGAACCUGGAGCAAGACUUGAAGGAAUUGGGAAAGGAAAUAGAAGAGUGCAAGCAAGAAGUGUUGGAGAAGCAUCGUGAGGCUUUGUCUUGGGAGACAAAGUACAAAAUGUCCAAUGAAGCGAAAAAGUUCAAGGAAGAGGAGAGCGCACAGAACAGCGAGAUUGGAAUCAUGAAAGCAGAGAUUCAUCGCAUGCAAGUUCGUCACGCACAACUCAAACGAAUGCAGGAGAAGUUAGUCACAGAUUUGGAGAAUACGGUUCACCAUAGGGAACACAUCUAUGAUACGGUCAACGCUAGAGAGAAGGUCUAUGGGAGCAAGUUUAAGUCCCGAUCUACGAUGCAGCACAAAAUCAAUGAGCUGAAAAACAAAUUGAAAGUUGUUUUUGGAGAAAUUACAGAGGCAGAGAAAAACUUGAUCGAAAUCGAUACAGCUAAAAAACUGUUGCAAGCGGAAAUUGAAAAUAAGAAGCAGCAGAUGGAGGAGGAAAGAAUUCAAACAAGUUUGAUAAGGGCUGAGGUGGAGCAAGCCGCCCUUUUGAAACAAGAGAACUUGGAUUAUAUCGUUCGCCAUCAGUAUCGCGCCAGGCGUUAUAGAGCGUUUUCAAAUGCUACUCAUCUUCCGAAAUUCCGCAACGAAAUAUUGAUUCAAGCAGAUUUGCAACGUCAACGGGAGAUAAAUGAAAAUAUUGUGGGCAUCAUCGAAAAUCUUGUCCUGGACUUUCCAAAUCAGAAAUUCAACCUUUCCAAAGUUUUACAAACUUUGAAAUAAAUACAACCAAAUGACCGUUCUGUGUGUUUUCGGAUAUUGAAGUGUUUGCUGUAAUUGAUUUUUUUUUGCGAGAUAUAAUUUAAUAAAACUUCAUGAUUGAUCAACAAUACA
Messenger RNA from Armigeres subalbatus, 2915 nucleotides. It is a transcript of the gene l(2)41Ab, whose product is annotated as coiled-coil domain-containing protein 40. Gene Ontology annotation, biological process: axoneme assembly. Gene Ontology annotation, cellular component: cytoplasm. NCBI's taxonomy places the organism in Eukaryota, Metazoa, Arthropoda, Insecta, Diptera, Culicidae. The record is from RefSeq and is a predicted model, not a curated record. The transcript is spliced from 6 exons. Bases 156 to 2804 code for a protein of 882 amino acids.